GUGCUGCAGAACCUGAUCAGUCAUGCAAGAACUGCGGCGGAAAAGUUUACUCGCGUCGCUUCGAAAUGCAUAACACUAGAACAAGUCCUUACCUCCUUUAGUUAGUUUCUGAACAUAUUUAAACCCUUAUUGUAUCAAAACGUAAUGGCUGAAAACCGUCCUAAAUACAUGAACUGGAUUCUAGAAUGCAUCAAUCUGCUAAGAAGUCGAAAAUCAAGGCCCGACCUCGAGCGAAUUUGUAGGACUAUGCUAAAAUGUCACGGAGUUGAAGAGAAGGAUACGGAGGACGACCUACGAGCCUUAGUUCAAGCCGGUAUAGUCACCAGGCGAUCUUUUAAAGGGGCAAUUUCUUACAGAAAUUCGGCAGGCUGGAAUAGAACGCAUGGUGCGGGCAAAGUUUCUAGAGCUGGGAGAUGGGUUAGCGAAGCUAUUCGAGCUCUCGAUCGCGGCUUCGGUGCUAGUCUUCAAGACAUCGAGCACUAUAUUUCAGCCAAGCACCCAUACUAUAACAAUCUGAAACCACGUAUCAAGAUAGCUGUGAGAGACGAUAUCGAACAUGGCCGCAUAUGGCUGGCUGGCGAAGGGAUGUACCGGCUAUUAGAAUCCGCAGAGAGUCCUGAGAGAGAAAUCUGCAGCACUGAGCCGAUCUGUGACUUUUGCCUUCAGACUUCAGAGUGUAACAGACAGGGGGAAUUUGAAAGCCUUCUUAUUUGUAGAGAUUGUGGAAAUAAAGCUCAUGCAAGCUGUAUGAAUUACUCGGCUGAUUUGACUUCAAGGAUAAGGGAUGAUGCCGGCUCCUGGCAGUGCAUUGACUGCAAAACAUGUGUCAUUUGUAAUGAUAGUGGUGAUCCUGGAAGUUUGCUCUUCUGUGAUGCCUGUGACAAGGGUUACCACAUGCAAUGUCAUGUUCCUCCUCUUGAAAGCAUGCCUUUGGGCAAAUGGAUCUGCUACAAUUGUGAAAACCACCCCACAAACCCUGCCAGGCUAGAAGAGUUCAACGGUGUUGUUGAUAUCAAGGUCAGGCGAAAGGACAGCAGGAAUGCAAGUGAAUCAGAAACACAUUUAUCCACAGAAUCUGGCAACUUCCCCCAUGAGGACAUGGAGGAGUGUAUGGUUGAGGUGAAGGACAUGCAUGUCCAAGUUGAUGCUGAGAAUGUCCAGCGUGAGUUAGAGAUGUUAUCUCAGUCAACUCCCCCUCGUACCCCUCCAAGGUCAAAGCCUUCUCCAACCAAUAGGGAGUCAAGCUCUAUAGCAUGCGGAUCUUUAAAUGAUGCAGUUAAAAGCACAGGAAGUAUGGUAGACAACAAGCCUGACAAAAAGAACGUAACAGCCGAUGCUUCAAAGUGGGAGGUCGCGGACGUCAUCAAGUUUCUGGAGACUGCGGGUUUUACUGAAGAGUCUAAGAACUUUAAAGAACAGGAAAUUGAUGGCUCUGCUCUGUUGCUGAUGUCGAGAAAUGACGUGCUUACGGGGCUCUCGUUGAAAUUGGGGCCUGCUCUGAAGAUCUACAGUCAUGUGUCCAAACUACAGCGUUGUCAGCCCAAACUUGCCACACGAUCUUCAGCGCACUAGUGGGGACAGACACACUUUGUUCCUGGAGCGAUUCCCAGAUCACGUAAUAUUAGUGAGUUUUGUAGAGCGAGUCCUCUCUCGUUCUUGCUUCUUAGUGCUGGUUAGUGCGAAACCAGCCUUUAGGCAAGUUGCUGGUUCUUUGAAGCCGCAUUGUCACCAGUUUACUUCCGGUCGAUUACGUAACAAUCUCCGAUGAUUUUUAACGGAAAACGCGAAAAAUAUUUCAAAAAUAUUGAAAGCAGUAUGUUUAUUAAGUAUCUUUGAGGAUGUGAUUGAUAAUUUAGAGCGGAUGGCCUGUUUAAUAUCUCGGAUUUUAAUAGAUUCCUUUGUCUUUUGACGGUUGAGGUUUCCGUCGGACCUCCGGAAGUAAACUGGUGACAAUGCGGCUUAAGAUACAUAUGAUGUAAUGAUUAGACUUAAUUAGAACUUCUUAUACUGUGAAUGUGGAAAUUUCCAGAUAAAUUUGAUGUUUGCGCUUUUCGAAAAUAAAAAUAGCAAAAUGCGGUUUUUCCCCAACAUCUACAGUAUGUAACUAAAAUUUGUCAAAAUGUAGUCUCUCUUAGGUUAAGUUCAAACAGCACUAACUUCAAAACCUUUUGUCAGUUCUUACAGUUGUCAUAUUUUAGAACUUGUAAACGAAAUGACUGAAACGCGCUGUUUGGACUUACCCUUUAUCAAAAUUUCUAUAACUUCCGUAAUUUCUGAAUAAUAAUAGAAUAAUUAUACUAUUAAUUUAGCACUUUGUCGAGGACAAAUAGGCUUUUUUAUGAAUCUGAUUUCGAACAUUUAUCUCUAAUGGCCUGUGAUUAGGCUAAAUAUAAACCUGAGUUUUAUAUGAUAUUUUCGUAUCGUUAUACAUACAUUCUCUUCGACCAUUUGUUGCCGUUCUCUUCUGUGAGUUAUCUGAAAAGACAACAAAAUGACGGUGUUUUCCUUUCAGAAUAAUCUCGUUUUUUUCAUGAAACACACAUCUGCAUAGUCAACAAGUCUUGACUCCUUACGGUGGGUGUAUUCUUGAAACUCCAGCGUAUUUUUUUUUUCCAUUCCAAAUGCCCCUGUGUAAUUUAGCCACCUUUAAAAAUUACCCAAAAGACACUGGAACGAAGUUAUGUUGAUAAGCUCUCUUACGAGGCAUAGAAGACCCUGGGGAAUCAAGAAUACCGAAAUUGUGAGGUAGUUUAGGCUAAUUCAAACUAUGUAUUAUCCAUGAGUCGAAUUUAAUUCAAAUGAUUCGAGUCUAUUGUUUCAUCUCCAUUUGCAUGUAUUUGCAUUGAAUACGGCUCAUGGAUAAUACGACGUUUAAACUUAGCCUUAUUCACGCAUUAGCUUGCAGCAAGCUAUUGUAUAUGUAAAAAAAAACGUCACUGGGCAUCUAUUUUUGUGUAUUUGUGGCACUUUGUAAAAAUAAAUAAACAAUAAAAUGG
Messenger RNA from Nematostella vectensis (starlet sea anemone), 2996 nucleotides. Its product is annotated as histone acetyltransferase KAT6A. The transcript has 8 exons. Gene Ontology annotation, cellular component: nucleosome. Lineage: Eukaryota; Metazoa; Cnidaria; Anthozoa; Actiniaria; Edwardsiidae. Bases 145 to 1572 code for a protein of 475 amino acids. The record is from RefSeq and is a predicted model, not a curated record. Gene Ontology annotation, molecular function: protein binding; DNA binding. Gene Ontology annotation, biological process: nucleosome assembly.